This is a messenger RNA of Lachancea nothofagi CBS 11611, 915 nucleotides long. Lineage: Eukaryota; Fungi; Ascomycota; Saccharomycetes; Saccharomycetales; Saccharomycetaceae. The record is from the annotation of a GenBank genome assembly.
AUGGCGGCUCCUGCUAAUCUGUAUCCCGGACUCAACGAAGUCUCCGAUGUGCUGGAGGAAAUGCCUCUGGAGGUUUCUCGGUACCUCACGCUGCUACGAGAGAUCGACGCCAAAUGCGUGCACACGGUUCCAGAGCUGAACGGCACCAUUGAGGAGUUUUUCCGUGAAGAAUCAGGCAUGAAACCACUCCAGAAGAUGAACGGUCUGUUCCAGGACCUAAUGCCCUCGUUAGAAGAGAAGAUGCACGUCUCUGCGCUUGCAUAUGAGUCCUUGAGUCGUCUUACUGGGCGCUUGGAAUUGGCGUACGAAGUCGCCAUCAAAAACUCCGAGAUUCCUGCUAAUCUCAGGCUCGGCAAUGACAACCAUCCGGCGAUGCACCUGCACCACGAACUGAUGUCCAAAAUCGAAUCCAAGUCCAACAGCAAGUCGUCUCAGGCUUUGAAGAGUGAGUCUCGCCGAGAAGCCAUGGCAGCUCGGAGAACUGGUCCGGCAGGUCCGCUGCCGCCGAUUCACGCUAGUGGUAACCCGAACGAUCACCAUGCGGGACCACAACCUACUAUUGACGGACGCAAGAGAAGGGCGAUGGCUGCCCCGGUUGUCAGCACCAGCCAGACUACCAACCCCGUGCCACAAACUUCAACAGUAAAUGCUGGGUCUACGAGUCCCAAUCCAAGCUCUUCCGAGCUCAAGAAACGCAAACGCAAGCUAAACACCAAGGAGGACUAUUCUCAAAGACCCAAGACCAAUGAAUAUGGCGAAGCGCUUUACUGUUACUGCAACCAGGUUGCCUAUGGUGAAAUGGUUGGCUGUGACGGAGACAGCUGCAUUCUAGAGUGGUUCCACUUGCCCUGUAUUGGGCUGGAAACUUUGCCAAAAGGGAAGUGGUACUGCAAUGAUUGCAAAAGAGCCCUGUAG